CGUGAGCUAGCAGUCCGGACUCAGAACUAGACGACGAGUUUUGACGGCGGAUGCGUGUGAGCUUUGAGUUUGUGUGAACAAUCGUUGUGCCUGUUUAGGUCGAUUAGCCUGGCGACUGGCGUUUAUGUGCAACACUGAGGAGCAUUUAAACGUCUUUUAGGCCAAAUUGCGGAGUUUCUCUCUGAUCUGAAGAGCGACAACAGCGGACCCACAAAGCAGCGAACAUGGUGGCGAUGACCAAGACACUGAAGGUCUUCGAGAUCGUCUUGAACGACCCGAGCAAGACCUUCUACACCAGUGGAGAUAAAGUGGCCGGGAAGGUGCUGGUGGAGGUGACCGAGGUGACCAGGGUGCAGGUCGUGAAGGUGCUGGGCAUCGGCUGCGCCAAGGUGGAGUACGCCAAGGGCAAGCAGAGGUGCAAGGAAGAGAUCGACUACCUGAAGUACGAGGAGGUGGUUCACCUGGACGACCAGCCUGCAGACACUGAUGGCUCAGUGAUCCUCCGGCCUGGGAACAAAUAUGAGUACACAUUUGGCUUUGAGCUUCCAGCAGGGCAACUGGUGUCCUCAUACAAGGGCAAGUUUGGAUUUGUGCAGUACUAUGUGAAGGCCAUGAUGGAGAGGCCUUCUCAGCCUGCUCUGGAGUGCAAGAGGCACUUUGAGGUGGAGGAACCAAUUGAUGUGAACACCCCAGACCUUCUGUCCCCAACAGGUGGGAUGAAGGAGAAGAAGGUCACCUGCAUGUUCAUCCCCGACGGCCAGGUGUCCCUGAACGCUAAGAUCGACAGACGUGGCUUCUGCGAGGGCGAGGACAUCUGCAUCGACGCCAAGUUUGAGAACACCUGCUCGAGGAUUGUGGUGCCCAAAGCCGCCAUAGUGGCCAAGCACACCUACCAGGCCAACGGCCGCACCAAAGUCUUCAGGCAGAAGCUUUCUUCAGUUCGGGGCAACCACAUCAUCUCUGGCAUGUGUGACGCCUGGCAGGGGAAGACCAUCCGAGUGCCCAAGAUCAAACCCUCCAUCCUGGGCUGCAACAUCAUCCGUAUGGAGUACGCACUCAUGAUCUACAUGCACAUCCCAGGCAGCGAGAAGCUGAUCCUGGAGCUUCCUCUGGUCAUCGGCACCGUGCCCUACAACGGCUUCGGCAGCCGGACCAACAGCAUGAGCAGCCAGGAGGGUUCCACCAGCACGGCCUCGGCCAGCUGGGUGUCCCUGCGCAUGCCUUCCUCCGCUCCUCCCAGCUACUGCGACGUGACUCGCGACUGCCGGCUUGACCAGCCCCUCACACCCCUGCUGGACGACUACGACGGCGGGGACAGUCCUAUCUUCAUGAACACCCCACACUUCCAGUUCCCUCCACUUCCUGCCUACUCAGAGGUGGAGGAAGAAUACAACGGAAACGCUCGCAUGCUUCCAGUAUGUUGAGCCCCUCAGCACCUCCAGGACUGAAGCCCAUCAUAAACGGGCCAGUUUUUACUCUAGGCUCUUAAAUAAUUCACCAUUCAGGAACUGAAUUUCGAGCUGUUUGAAGGCCUUUUCCAGGCUGAGGAAGAGUUCGGGGCCGAAGAAAGGUGAAGUUCGGAGAAAUAGGUUCCACUGUCUUGAGUUUCCCGUGCCUGCGCUGUUGGUGGCCGUCACUCGAGCGACGCUUUCCGAGUGCACGGCGGACAGACGCCGUUUCAGAGCCUGAAAGAGCACGGUGUGCUUUCUCACUGUGCAGAAGCUGCUCCUCUUUAAUCUGAGAUUCCUGCUGAGACGUGAAGCUGACUGUCACGUUGUCGUAGCCGUAUAGUCACUCCGAGACUUUCCCCAGAAGGGAAGAACCCCUUUUCCCUAAGUUUUCCAGCAUAUCAUUGAUUAGCUUUCAUCCUCUUUGGUUGCCUGUUCUUCGUUUAUUACUAAUCAUUCCAUUAGAUUCCUCUUUUUUUUUGAGGAUUUUGUUUGAGGAACCAUCUUUUUAAUGUAUCGUCAUCAUUUUGAGUUAGAAGCAGGUGAGCCUAGUCAGAGAUGGAAAAUGGAAAAGGUCAGUGUGAGAUACUGCAUGUUUUGCCUGAAGAUAUGAAGGGAACGUCGUGCAAGAAUUUGUUUUCUUUAUCGAUCAGUGUUUUAUAAUGCUGUUUCUUCUAUAAUGCACUUUUCUUGUGGAUGCAAUUUGCUCUGUAACUGCCUACAGGGACUGUUUUGUAUAUUAAGGUAUUUUGUGGUGUUUGUGCUUUUGUUUUGUUUUCCUCUAGUCUUCCAAUUUUUUAUAUGUGACAAACAGUGUGCUAUCUUGCAGCUGGUGUAAAGAUCAACCGUAGACCUUC
Molecule: messenger RNA, 2305 nt
Organism: Colossoma macropomum (tambaqui)
Lineage: Eukaryota; Metazoa; Chordata; Actinopteri; Characiformes; Serrasalmidae
Gene: txnipa
Product: thioredoxin interacting protein a
Exons: 6
Coding region: 225-1424 (399 amino acids)
Biological process (GO): protein transport
Cellular component (GO): cytoplasm
Molecular function (GO): ubiquitin protein ligase binding
Source: RefSeq, a predicted model, not a curated record